CUCCCACAUCCCUCAUCAAUCCAAUUCACCCUCACUACCAAACAAACACCACCAUGGCCCUCCCCACCGCAGCCCUCACCCAGCUGCAAGCCACCUUCCCCGACAACCUCAUCACCCCCACCACCACCCCCUACCAAACCGCCCGAACCACCCCCUGGUCCCAAACCUGCUGGACCUCGGCAGCAGGGUACCUCCCCCUCAGCACGGUGAACGACCUCACCACCGCCCUUUCCAUCAUCCAGAAAACGGGCUCCAAAUUCGCCGUCCGCACCACCGGCCACAAUCCCAACGUGGGGUUCAGUAGUGCCGAUGAAACGGCCAUCGUGCUGGAUAUCCGUCAGUUGAAUUCCAUGGAAUUGAUGCCUGAUGGGAUUGCCCGUGUCGGGGCGGGAUGUACCUGGGGGGAGGUCUAUGCUUGGUUAGAAGGGCAGGGGUUGUCGGCCAUUGGGGGGAGAGAUCCUCAGGUGGGGUUGGGGGGGUUUCUUUUGGGGGGAGGUAUGGGCGCGUUACCUAACCUGUAUGGUCUUGGGGCCGAUAACGUGAAGAAUUUCGAAAUCCUCCUCGCCAACGGCACCCUCAUCAACGCCAACGCGCACGAUAACCCCGACCUGUACCGCGUGCUCAAAGGCGGGGGCUCGAACUUCGGUAUUGUAACCCGCUUCGACAUCCAAACCUACCCUCUCAUCCCCAUCCAAUACACCAUAACCCUAUACAAUCCGACCGACCACCUGGCAAUUAACCACGCCACGGCAACCAUCCAAGCCGCCAUGGAAACCGAUCCCAAGAUCGGGUUAUUCACCAACUUCAACCACGGUUUCGUAGCCGUAGGAUUACUCUACGGUGACCACACCAAGCAGCCGGAGAUAUGUACAGCGUUCAAAGGGCUGGAGAGUAUCAUGACCGCAGUACCACCCACAAAAGGAACGAUUCUCUCAUUAGCGACUGCGAUGGGUCACGUCCAGGAGGAGCGGAAACGAGCAAUCUCAACAAUCACCACAAAAGUCUCAGUGGAACUAUACGAAGACGUCUAUACCCUUUGGAAUGGCGUCCGCAGCACCCUCCCCGACGGCUGUAUCCUGCAUUAUACCAUCCAGCCGAUGAGUGCCGCGGGGGUACGCGCGGGGGAAGAGCGCGGGGGGAAUGUAUUGGGCUUGGAGGGGGUGGGGCAGGUUUGGUGGGUAUUCACCUGCGAAUGGCCAACCGGUAUCGAUGAUAGUAUUGCGCAAGCAGCAGUAGAGACGAUGUCAGCGAGGGUGGAAAUCCUCGCGAGGGAGAAGGAAUUGUUGCUGGAUUUCAAGUGUAUGACGUUUGCGACGGGGUCACAGAGGGUUCUUGGGGGGUAUGGGGCGGAGAAUGUGAAGAGGAUGCAGGAUGUGGCGGGGAAGUAUGAUCCGGAGGGCGUGUUUCAGAGGUUGCAGUUUGGGGGGUUUCUUUUGGGGAAUAGCGUGUGAGUUUAUUCUUGAAAGGUAUGGGAUGGGUACUUUGAGGUGUGAUACUUAGUUGGAGAUAUAAUAAGGGCAAGCAAUGGAC
Molecule: messenger RNA, 1530 nt
Organism: Aspergillus ibericus CBS 121593
Lineage: Eukaryota; Fungi; Ascomycota; Eurotiomycetes; Eurotiales; Aspergillaceae
Product: FAD-binding oxidoreductase
Exons: 6
Coding region: 54-1451 (465 amino acids)
Molecular function (GO): FAD binding
Source: RefSeq, a predicted model, not a curated record